AUGGUCAACAACAUUGAAAAUGAAGUGACCGACGAGGAGAAAAUCAACUUUUUGCGAAGCUGUUCCGAUCAUAAACUGUUCAACUUUUUGUUAAACGAUCUGGAAGCAUCUAAAGAGGAACCGAGUGGAAUUAUGGCAAAAAAUCAAAUCGCCGUUCGAUGGACACGCGGACAUCCAUGGGAAAUUGUGAUGAACACGGAGCUGUUCGCGAAGAAAUGGGGUCGAACCACGUUUCAUUCACUUUCACGUACACUCAAUCAACUCUCAUCAAUGCGUAUUGGUUCACAUUGUCUCUUGAAGCGACAAUCGAUUGGUGUUUAUCGUUUCUUUGGCGGUCAUAAUGAGAACAGUUUACCGAUUGUUCCCACCGAAGAGUUGAAUUCUCCAACAAGUCGAAAAAGAGCUGCCGCCCCUGAGGAUAUGCAAAAUGAAAUAACUCCAAAAAGGAUGGCUAUCUCGAGUGUGGGCAACUAUAAAGGAGUGGCUUCAAUCAACCAUCAUCACAUGCAUUCACAACAUUUCUUCCCGCAACAAAAUGCGAAUCCUUUUUCUUCAUUUACUCCCGGAGAUUUCUUGCAAACGUUACCAAUGGCUCCUAAUCCACAGCCCUCAUCGGUAUUCCUAAGCCCACAAACACCCGGCAUGAGAAUGGGGAUGGCUGAUCAAAGCUUCACUCAUUUCUCUCAUUUUGUCCCAUCGUCAUCAUUCCCUUCACUCAUCCCGACUCUUCCCAUCGAUUCAACAAAAGAG
This is a messenger RNA of Mesorhabditis belari, 750 nucleotides long. Lineage: Eukaryota; Metazoa; Nematoda; Chromadorea; Rhabditida; Rhabditidae. The record is from the annotation of a GenBank genome assembly.